Molecule: messenger RNA, 2490 nt
Organism: Oppia nitens
Lineage: Eukaryota; Metazoa; Arthropoda; Arachnida; Sarcoptiformes; Oppiidae
Gene: Kif3C
Product: osmotic avoidance abnormal protein 3-like
Exons: 8
Coding region: 1-2490 (829 amino acids)
Biological process (GO): microtubule-based movement
Molecular function (GO): microtubule motor activity; microtubule binding; ATP binding
Source: RefSeq, a predicted model, not a curated record
AUGGCUUCAGAAGCUGUUAAAGUGAUAGUCCGGUGCCGACCAUUAAAUCAAAGAGAAAAAGAUCUAAAUUGCAAAGCAAUAUUAGAUAUCGACCAGUCAUGUGGUCAAUGCUCUAUCAAUAAUCCAAAUGAUUUAAUAGGUCCACCAAAAACUUUUUCAUAUGACGGCGCCUAUUAUAUAGAAGCAACUACUGAACAAAUCUAUAAUGAAAUUGCAUUUCCUUUAGUUGAGAGUGUAACCGAAGGAUACAAUGGGACAGUAUUUGCUUACGGACAGACCGGUUGUGGCAAAUCAUUUACAAUGCAAGGAAUCAAUAGCCCUUCCUCUCAAAAAGGCAUUAUUCCCAGAUCAUUUGAGCAUAUAUUUGAAGCGAUAGCUACCGCUGAAAAUACAAAGUUUUUAGUAUUGGCGUCUUAUCUUGAGAUAUAUAAUGAAGAAAUACGUGAUUUGUUAGGAAAAGACACUAAAAAGAAAUUGGAUCUCAAAGAGCAUAACGACACCGGUGUUUAUGUGACUAACCUAUCAACGCAUACCGUUAACGACGUCAAGAGUUGUGAACAAAUAAUGGACAGGGGGUGGAAAAAUAGGUCAGUCGGCGCUACACUCAUGAAUGCCGACUCUUCAAGAAGUCACUCUAUAUUUACUAUAUAUUUGGAAAGAAUGGACAUUGAAUUGAGUGAUGAUAGUGAUAGUAAUAUAAGAAAAGGUAAAUUAAAUUUAGUUGAUUUGGCUGGAAGUGAAAGACAGGGUAAGACAGGAGCUACAGGUGAUCGACUCAAAGAAGCGACUAAAAUAAAUCUAUCACUUUCUGCUUUGGGAAAUGUCAUCUCAGCACUGGUUGACGGAAAAAGUAAACACAUUCCUUAUAGAGACUCAAAACUUACACGACUUCUUCAGGAUAGUCUCGGAGGAAAUACAAAGACUUUAAUGGUUGCCUGUCUUUCACCAGCAGAUAAUAAUUAUGACGAAACACUUAGCACUUUAAGGUAUGCAAAUAGAGCUAAGAAUAUUAAAAACAAACCUAAGAUUAAUGAAGACCCAAAAGAUGCUCUUCUGAGAGAAUAUCAACAGGAAAUCAUUCGUCUUAAAAGUCUGAUCAAUGGUCAGAUACCCGACGAUAAUCGUAAUCCAGUGAGUUAUAACAUUGAUAUCGAAAAAAUUAAAGAAGAGUAUGACUUAAAAAUGAAAGAUUUGGCCGCAAAAUAUAAAGAAGAAAUGGAAAGCAACGCAAAACUUAAAGAAGAUAUGAAUAAAUUAAAGUCUAAUUAUGAACAAAAAAUUACUGAAGAAAAACCACAAUUAGGUGUGACUUUAGAUCACAAUCAUAACGACAACAUUGAGAAUACAAACAUUAUUGAAAUGCAAGCGCAGGCUAUGGAAAGAUUACAAGCAAUUAAAGGCCAAAUGGUUGGCGGAGAAAAAGCUAAUGAUAUCGAGUUUAUAGAAAAGAGAGACAAACGUAAAAAAAUUGCGGAGAAAAAGAUAAACGCUAUCUCUGAGGCAUUAACCAAAUUAGAUGACAAUGACGACAGACUUUUACUUAAAGCUUAUGGAGAUAUUACAGAAGAUCUGAGAGUAAGAACUAUUUUGUUAAAAAAAGCUAAGAAAAAGAUACAGGCAUUGGAACAGGAGGUCAAUGAUCUUCAAAGUGAAUUUGAAACGGAACGCACAGAUUAUUUGGAAACAAUUCGUCGACAAGUCGGACAAAUCAAAUUGUUGUCACAAAUCCUUGAAAAGGUUGAGCCUUGUCUUCGACGAGAUUGUAAUUAUGCAAACAUUGAUAAAAUUAAAAUGGAAAGCGUUUGGGAUGAAGAUCUCCAGAAAUGGCGAUUACCUGAUUUGGUUGUCUCUCAGACAAAAUUACCGCCACCUCCUGGAGGUAUGCAACAGGGAGUUAGAGAACAGGCACUGUCUAAUAAUUAUCGACCAAACUAUGAUAACACGUCACCUAAUGGUGUUACCAUUAAUGGAAAUGAAGAAAAUGGAAGUGAUGGCAAUCCUUCUGAAGACAGAUUAUUCUUAAAAUUAGAAAAGGCUGCUCAAGAAGAUAUGGUUACCAAUUAUUUUAGACCAAAAAGAAGAGAUCAGCUCUUAAGCAAAGUAAAGUUAAGUUUUCCAGUAAACGAAACACUCAGGUGUUUUGAAUUAUCAGAUCGACACAAGAAAAUUAUUAAUAAACCCAAUGAUAUCAAAUCAACUUCUCAUUUGAAUGUAAAGAUUGAAGACAUUGAUAACGGUUCCAAUCGACACAAAUUUAGUCAAUCUGUGCCUUUAGUGCCAAACAAUAAGUCAAAUGAUACGACAUUAACAACAAGUAGUGGAGGAUCUUUAAGUGCCGGCGAAAGUUUCCGAAGACAAUUCCCACAUCGACUCGAUAGACUCGAUAUUAUACCUCAUUUUAAUAUAGGUUCUCCUAGUGUUCGCAUAGGAAAUAAUAAUAUUUCAAAUACCGAUUUAAGAAACAACAUUAAAAACAUGUUUAAAAAUUGA